AUGCCUGCUGUUCCUUCGGCCGCCCAAGAGGAGUCCCCGCGGAACCUCCAAUUCCAUGCACAUGCAACCUCCACCUUCUUCACUACACUCCUACUCAUCUCCUUCACGUUGUUGCUGCUCUUCUACCUCCGCCGCCGCCGCCAGAAGGUCAACAAGGAAACCAGCAGCCUCCGCCUCCCACCCAACCCGCCGGGCCUCCCCAUCAUCGGCAAUCUCUACCAGAUCGGCGACCUCCCCCACCGCUCCCUUCACCAACUCUCACUUGCCUACGGCCCCCUCCUCCGCCUCCAGCUCGGGAGAAUCACCACUCUCGUCGUCUCCUCCCCCGCCAUCGCCCGCGACGUCCUCAAGACCAACGACCUCUCACUCUGCUCCCGCCCCGAUAUCGCAACCUGGCGCCGUUACUCCUACGGCAGCCUCGAAGUCGCUCUCUCCCCCUACUCCCCCCGCUGGGUCAGUGCGCGCCGGCUCUUGCUCACCCACUUCCUCUCCCCGCGCCCGGUCCGAGGCCUCUCCGCCGCGAGGGAGGAGGAGGUACGGACCCUGAUGAACACCGUGGCCGCUGCCGCCGCGUCCGGCCACACGGUCGACCUCAGCAAGAGUCUGAUGAGUUUGGUGAGCUGCAUUGUAUGCCGGGCCGUGUUUGGGAAGAGGUUCGCGCCGGCGGGGGAAUCCUCGAUGAGCGAGAUCGGGGGCGUGUUAUGUCUGACGGCGGAGAUCUUGGGGGGGUUCGUCGCUGGGGACUACUUCCCGUGGGCGCGCCGCUGGCUCAACGCCGUCACGGGAGUGCAUGGAAGGCUUGAGAGGAGCUUCAAGGAGUGGGACGACUUGUUCGAAAGGGAAAUUAAAGAGCGGGAACGCGCCGGCACCGGCAGUAGUGAGGACGGCACCUAUGCCAGUGUUCUGAUGCGCUUACUCAAAGAGGAACAGAGUAACAAGGAAGGCGGCCUCACGAGGGACGCCGUGAAAGCUUUUCUCUGGGUAAAAACCACGUACUGUCCAAAUUGGCGAAUUACGGAAUCCUAUAUAAAACUUUGA
Zingiber officinale is the source of this 1038-nucleotide messenger RNA. Its product is annotated as cytochrome P450 71B34-like. Gene Ontology annotation, molecular function: oxidoreductase activity, acting on paired donors, with incorporation or reduction of molecular oxygen; monooxygenase activity; heme binding. The transcript has a single exon. Bases 1 to 1038 code for a protein of 345 amino acids. The record is from RefSeq and is a predicted model, not a curated record. NCBI's taxonomy places the organism in Eukaryota, Viridiplantae, Streptophyta, Magnoliopsida, Zingiberales, Zingiberaceae.